ACCCUUUGAGAACCGCUGACCUAAGGUAACCACAAGACAGACCCCGUAGCCCAGUGAAACCCGAAGCGAAAAGCCCGCGGGAUGCGCCCAGGGCGCUCCGCUUAGCACUGAGAACUGAAAAUGCCCCCCGAAUCCUCAAGCAGCGCCGGGCGCAGAAAUGAGUCCAAAACCUGCCGCCAAGGCGGGGCCAGAACGGGCUGCAGCGGCCGGACUCGCCCGAGGCUCAGGGCGGAAGCUGCGGCGGCUCUGGAACCACCUGCGCACUGCCCGCCCGCCGCAGGUAGGCCGGCCCCCGGGGGGAGGAGCGCGGCCAGGUGCUCCCCAGGUAGCCGCCUCCGCCCUCUCGCCCCGCUCUGGGCCGCGGCCUCCCGGGAUCACCGUAGGAACUUACCGCGCGCGUCCUCGCGUGGACCAGGCGCCUCUCCACGGACCCCAGGCGCUUCCUCCGCCCCAGCGCGGGAGCCUCCCCGGCCUCCCGGGAUUGUCGCGGAGAUCUGGGGGGCGCCGAGACGGAGGGUCCGGCGGCCGGAGGGACUACCCAACGACGGGGCUCCGGCCCGGGAGCUGCUGGAACAUGCGCCCGGAGCCGCAGUUUGUUUGACAGUUACCAGACUAUGAUUACACUGCUGGUUCUACUCAGCCAACUGCCCAUGGUUACCUUCGCGUUUCCUCAUUGCACAAGGAGUCCGAAGGAGCCCAGGCAUGCUCGAGAAGAAGUCUUCACAGCAAAAGAAGAAGCAAACCUUUUCAUACAUAGACACCUGCUAUAUAAUAGAUUUGAUUUGGAGCUCUUCACUCCCGGUGACCUAGAAAGAGAGUGCAGAGAAGAAAUUUGUAAUUAUGAAGAAGCCAGAGAAAUCUUUGUGGAUGAAGAUAAAACGAUGGCGUUCUGGCAGGACUAUUCCAUCAAAGGACCAACCACAAAAUCAGAUGUUAACAGAGAGAAAGUUGAUGUCAUGGGCCUUCUGACUGGAUUAAUUGCUGCUGGAGUAUUUUUGGUUAUUUUUGGAUUACUUGGUUACUAUCUUUAUAUCACCAAGUGUAACAGGCAACAAUAUCCCAGUUCUUCAGCCACCUACGUAAGAAGGGGGAGGCACACUCCCUCCAUCAUUUUCAGAAGACCUGAGGAGGCUGCCUUGACCCCGUCACCCCUUGCGGUGGAGGACACAGGAUUACCUUCUUAUGAACAGGCAGUGGCACUGACCAGAAAGCACAAUGUUUCCCCGCCACCACCAUAUCCUGGGCCAGCAAAAGGGCUUCGAGUAUUUAAAAAGUCUAUGUCGCUCCCAUCUCACUAGGCCCGCCAUGGUGGUAUCGGAGAUUCCUGUUAUUUGAAUGGUUCCUUUUCCCCAAACCAAAGAGACAUGUUACUUCAGCCCCUUUAUGACAAACUGCAAGGAGCAAAGAAAGAAUAAGCAUGUGUAUAUGACACCACAGCAGUUCUGUUGGCAUCUUGGACCUGAACUUGAUCAUUAUCAGCCUGGUAAGAAACUCACCAUUACCAGUUUGAUAAGAAACUUGGACUCCAUAGCUUUGCAGUAAAGAAGAGAGCACUUUUUUGUUUAACGGUUCAGAAAAUCUGUGUUAUGGAUGUCAUAGCUAGAACUGGUGAACUGUCUUUUGUACAGAUAAAGUUUGUAGAUUUCUUGUGUUGAAUAUUAAAAAAAAAAAAAAGAGUUUCUGAUCAUUAGAUUAUCCGAAGUCAGAAUAUUAGACCCACUCUUUAUUAGGAUUUCUUUGUGGUUGGAAAUCUGUCACAAAAUUGGACACUUCAGUAUAAACUGGUGGCCUUAAUAUAAUCACUUCGUUUUACAUUUUAAAUUAUUGCAUAGCAUUCACCGUAUUUUGUAGGUUUUAGUUGUUAACAAUUGCUAUCAGUCAUGUUUUGUUAUGGGAGUGGAGUAAGUAAUUUAAAAGUCACUUGCUAGGGAGUGAGUUCUUCAGAGGGUACAGAGUUGCAAUGGCAAGGAUUUGCAAGGGUUGUUAUACUAUCAAAUAUAUAGGCUUCAAAUCUAGGAGUGACUAGAACUUGAAAAAGUUGCCCAUGCUACUGAUGAGUAGACACAUCCAUUUUCAUUGCUAAAUUAUCUAUAUAUAACUACAUGUAAUUUUUUAUCUUGAAAAUAUGUUGAAGUUUAUAAAUAAUAGUUCGAGAACCUAGAAAAAUUAAUUUACUUUCCUGCUAUUAAAAUAAUACCAACUAAAGUUACCAGCAACCCCUUGUAUCUCUUAAUGUCUGGACCCAAAACACCAUAAGGAAUCAUUUUAACCUAUACUUUGUCUCUUCUUUUAAUUGUAUAUAUGACCAGUCUUCCUUAAGAAUGUAGUAGAAUAUAAGCUAUAAACCUCUGGAGGAGUGUGUUUGCACACAUUUACGUGAGUGGGUAUGGAUGUAGAUGUGAAUUUAUUUUCUCUUUGCAGGAACUCAAGAAAUAACAUACUCCUGAGAAAUAAAAGAAAAAAUUCUGUUCUUGUUGUUUUGCUAGGCAUUGCAUUUUCCUAUUAUUUAAGACCAUUUGUAAAAUUGUAUUUUGUUUUAUAAUUUUUACAGAACUGAGACUAAAACCCACAUAUAUUUGGUAAUUCCUUCCAAUUAAAUGCUUAGAAAGUAUAAAUCAU
Messenger RNA from Mirounga angustirostris (Northern elephant seal), 2619 nucleotides. It is a transcript of the gene PRRG4, whose product is annotated as proline rich and Gla domain 4. The transcript has 6 exons. The coding region runs from base 615 to 1298 and encodes 227 amino acids. The record is from RefSeq and is a predicted model, not a curated record. Gene Ontology annotation, cellular component: extracellular region; plasma membrane. Gene Ontology annotation, molecular function: calcium ion binding. NCBI's taxonomy places the organism in Eukaryota, Metazoa, Chordata, Mammalia, Carnivora, Phocidae.